AUGGAGAUUAGAUCAGAUCUGCGAGUUCCACUGAAUCAAGGAAAAUCUUCUGAAGAAGAAGAUCAUCUGUUAAGAAGCACCAAGAAAAUCAAAAACCCUGAUUUACCUGAGGAAACUGAUAUUGGGGACCAACAAAUUCCAGUGUUGGAUCUUCCUUCUACCAAAACUUUCAAAGAAGCUCUGGCCACUACUAGAAAUGGGUCUUAUGCUUUCAAUAGUAGAGUAGAAAUCCUCUCGUCAGAUGAGGAAGAUGAUGAGGUUCAAGAGGGUCACUCUACGAUUCAAGCCAUAUACCCAGAACUCAGAGGCUUUCCUACAAUUUCUUUGCCUAAGAAGCUUCUAGCUAAGAUCAGGAAACCAUGGGAAAAUGCACUAAUUGUCCGACUACUGGGGAAAAACAUUGGCUACAACAUGCUCUGCUCCAGAGAAGACUGUACUAAGGUCUUCACGGAGGGACCAUGGGUCAUAAUGGACCACUAUCUAACGGUGAGAAGGUGGGAACCUAACUUUAAACCAUCGGAAGCUUUUGAAACCACAACCGCUGUGUGGGUUCGGUUUCCUGAGCUUCCGAUUGAAUAUUACCAAGAAAAAGUUCUAUUUGCGAUUGCCAAAUCUAUUGGUAAACCACUUAAAAUCGAUUGGACCACGGCUAUGGCUACAAGAGGUAAGUUUGCUCGCGUCUGUGUUGAAAUGGACCUUAGCCAACCUCUAAAGCCAAAGUUCAUAUUGGAAGGCAAACUGUACAGUAUUGAAUAUGAGUCCCUUCACUCAUUCUGCUUCCUCUGUGGCCGCGUUGACCAUAGAAAGGAAGCUUGUCGCUUCAAGCCACUGGGGGCCUUACCGGCGGAGGACAACGGUCACCUGCAACAAGAAAGGGGUGAAGAUGAAGCUUUUGGCCCAUGGAUGCUUGUGACUAAACGCUAUAGGAAACCAACCCAACCCAAGAGGAUUCAAGAUCCACAUGGCCCAAUUACCAACCCCAAUUCUUUCAGAUAUUUAGAAGGAAGCCAUAACAGCCAAACUAAUAAUAGCAGGGGAAAGAAGCCUAACAAAACUGGUAUGGAUAAGGCCCAUGGUGAGCCUAGUGUCUCUUUAAGCCCAUCUCAAGCCAAUGUUUCGAAAGGUAAAGCUAAAUUAGGGAUGAACCACACUAGACCAAAGGAUUCAGACACACUUGUGACGAAUCAGUCUCUCUGGAAGCCAAUGGGGGAGAGCUCAACAACGCACGCCAAAGAUUUCCCACCAGAGAAUCCCCUCUGUGAACAAGCUAAAGUGAACAACCUACCUAGUGAAAAUCAAGUGCACCAGACUACUUCUGACAUGAUCUAUACAUUGGAGAACACCCCAAGUUUAAACGACUCAACCAUGGUUGAAGUUAACUCGACCCCUGUAGCUGCUACCAUACCAGAAACUUCUGCAAUUCUCAAGAUAGCAACACCACUGGAUCAAGACAAAGAACCACCAGACCUAGGAGAAACCAACAAUGGACGGGGAAGACAGCAUGAACACAGAAGCACCACUACGAGAGGUGACAGUUCAUCAGAACCAGAUCCACAAUGUGAGCCUAUUGUUAGAACUAGAGAAUGA
This is a messenger RNA of Camellia sinensis, 1587 nucleotides long. Lineage: Eukaryota; Viridiplantae; Streptophyta; Magnoliopsida; Ericales; Theaceae. The record is from RefSeq and is a predicted model, not a curated record.